Molecule: messenger RNA, 2838 nt
Organism: Nelumbo nucifera (sacred lotus)
Lineage: Eukaryota; Viridiplantae; Streptophyta; Magnoliopsida; Proteales; Nelumbonaceae
Gene: MURE
Product: ALBINO OR PALE-GREEN 13
Biological process (GO): cell division; regulation of cell shape; biosynthetic process
Cellular component (GO): cytoplasm
Molecular function (GO): acid-amino acid ligase activity; ATP binding
Source: RefSeq, a predicted model, not a curated record
UUACAAGUUAUAGCAUUCAAGCUAAAACCCCCAACCAAAACCCUCCCCGCCCUUCACUCUCUCUCUCUCUCUCUCUCUCUCUCUCUUCCCCGUGGCUUCAUCUCCACUUUAAUGGCUCUUACUCCUCUCUCCCUCCCAAGCUUCUCUCCUUCACCGCAGUUCCCGUCCUUCUCUUACUCCAUAAAAGCGCCAUUUCUGCAAUUCAAGUCCCUUCCGUCUCUUAGACUUCUUCGUCAGAAACCUCGGAUUCCAACUGCCAUUGGACCCGACGGUAAAUUCUAUCCGACGCCUGCCGACGACGACCCACCUGAAGCUCCAGAAGAUUCCGGACAUGGUGUAUCCAAAUUUCAGCAAAUUCACCGCCAGGCCGCCCGAGCACGCAAGCUACAAGAGGAGCAGUUCAAGAAAGACCAGUCGAUCUUCGUGUCUGCACUCGCCGAAGAAGAAGAUGCUCCCGAUGACCCUGAAUCCACAAAUAGUGAAAAUUCAGGUGACGACCUGUUCGGGGAGAUUGACCGGGCUAUUGCACUCAAGCGUAAGGAAUUUGUUAAGCAAGGUCUCUUAAAACCAAACCCGAAGAAAGGAAAGGGCCAAAAGGCAGUAGAUGUGAAUGGAGAAGGGAUCGAUGAAUUGGAGCCCGAGGAAGUCAUGGAUUUGGAUGAAAUUCAAAAGCUUCAGGGGAUUACUGUGAUCUCUGAGGAUUCUGACGAAGAAAACCCAGUGAAAUUUGCCGAGGAUGUUAGUAACUCCAGCUCUCGUACGUCGAGUUCGUCGUUUGAUCUCGAUUUCGAUAGUUACGGGAAGUCAAAGCCUCGAAUUGUGGAACCCAAAUUUAGAAUGACUUUAGCUGAGUUAUUGGACGAGAGUAAGGUAGUACCUGUAUCUGUUUAUGGCAACUUGGAGGUUGAAAUUACCGGAAUCCAACAUGAUUCCAGGGAAGUUAGCGCGGGUGAUUUGUUUGUGUGCUGUGUUGGGAUGAAAACUGAUGGGCAUUUGUAUUUGAGCGAGGCUGACAAGAGAGGUGCUGUUGCUGUGGUUGCUAGCAAAGAGAUAGAUAUAGACGAGACCUUAGGAUGCAAGGCGCUGGUCAUUGUAGAGGACACGAAUUCAGUUCUUCCUGCACUGGCUGCAUCCUUUUAUCGAAACCCAUCAAAGAGCAUGUCUGUGAUUGGUAUCACAGGCACAAAUGGGAAAACAACCACGGCAUAUUUGAUAAAAGGCAUGUAUGAAGCAAUGGCAUUGAGGACUGGGAUGUUGAGCACUGUAGCUUACUAUGUGCACGGGGAUAACAAGUUGGAGUCACCGAACACAACUCCUGAUGCUGUUUUGGUUCAGAAGCUCAUGGCCAAGAUGUUUCAUAAUGGUACGGAGGCAGUUGUAAUGGAGGCUUCUUCUCAUGGGCUUGCACUAGGUAGGUGUGAUGAGGUUGAUUUUGAUAUUGCAGUCUUCACAAACUUGACAAGGGACCACAUGGAUUUUCAUGGUUCUGAGGAGGAAUACAGGGAUGCGAAGGCCAAGCUGUUUGCAAGGAUGGUGGACCCAGAACGACAUAGAAAAAUUGUAAAUAUUGAUGACCCACACGCACCGUUCUUUAUUGCUCAAGGGAACCCAGAUGUUCCGGUGGUAACAUUUGCAAUGGAGAAUAAGAGUGCAGAUGUUCACCCGUUAAAGUUUGAACUUUCCCUGUUCGAGACCCAGGUUUUGGUUAAUACCCCACAAGGAAUAUUGGAGAUAUCAUCAGGGUUGCUUGGGAGACAUAAUAUCUACAAUAUCCUUGCAGCUGUGGCAGUUGGGAUUGCAGUUGGGGCGCCUUUAGAGGACAUAGUUAGAGGAAUUGAAGAGGUUGAUGCAGUUCCAGGUAGGUGUGAGUUAAUAGAUGAGGAGCAAGCAUUCGGAGUAAUUGUGGACUAUGCUCAUACUCCUGAUGCCUUAUCUAGACUACUAGAUUCUGUAAGGGAGCUUGGCCCACGGAGAAUCAUCACUGUCUUUGGGUGUGUUGGUGAGGGUGAUAGAGGGAAGAGACCUAUGAUGACGAAGAUUGCAACAGACAAAAGUGAUGUGGUUAUCCUGACUUCUGACAAUCCUAAGAAUGAAGAUCCAUUGAACAUCUUGGAUGACAUGCUCGCUGGUAUAGGAUGGACCAUGCAGGAUUACUUGAAACAUGGAGAAAAUGACUAUUAUCCACCUCUUCCAAAUGGUCAUAGACUUUUCCUACAUGACAUCAGAAGGGUAGCUGUACGAGCUGCUGUGGCCAUGGGGGAAGAAGGUGAUAUGGUUGUGAUUGCUGGGAAAGGUCAUGAAACAUAUCAGAUAGAAGGUGACAAGAAGGAAUUCUUUGAUGACCGGGAGGAGUGCCGGGAAGCAUUGCAAUAUGUUGAUGAGCUUCACCAAGCUGGAAUAGACACCAGUGAGUUCCCAUGGAGGUUACCAGAGAGCCAUUGAUAUCAUACAGAAGAAUCAGAAAUUCUGAGUCUAAAGCCAUGUUCAGUCCAUUCUGGGGGUAUGUUGCACUUCUGUGAGAUGAGUAGCACAUCCUGAUACUCCUACAUAGAGCCAAUAUCGUCAGGACUGUGUCAACCUCUUUUGCUUGGGUGAAGUCAGUAAAGAAUUACAUUUCAUGAUAAUGGAGAGAGCUUCAGUUCACAUGGAAAAUAUGGCAAGUGUUAUGAUAUUAUUACGUGGAUUACCUUUCAUUCUAACAGAAGAUAAAACUCACAAUAACCACAUCUUCUUCCUUUGGGAACCAGGAGUUCUGACUCUGGUUUGUCACUCACUAACUUUACUAAGUUGACUUAGCAACUUAGAUCAAAUUGGUAAUAAAUUUAAUUGACAUAUGUA